AUGAGCCAUAUUGCACAGCUCUGGCACUGCUUUGAAGGACACAGCAGCAAUGCAGCACCAUGUGUCCAGAAUGCAGCACUGGUUGUCAGCCAGCCUACAAUUUUAAUGCCUAAAAAUUACCAGCAUGUUCUUGCCUUCAUCUUUGCAAUUCAAGAGAUCAACAGGAAUGACCAUCUCUUACCCAAUAUCACACUGGGAUUCGAAAUCUAUGACAAUGCUUUCAAUCCACUGAGAGCCGUUUGGAACACUCUGCAGUUCCUCUUCACAGGGCAGGGGAAUCCCUUGAAUUACAACUGUGACGGGAAGCAGCAGCUAGUCCUUGCCAUUGGUGGGCUCACCUCCCCAAAUUCCAUACAGAUGGCCAGUGUCUUCAAUACCUACAAGAUCCCACAGCUUCAUGCUUUUCUGAGCAAUAUCCAUUUCAAUAAUAGUGCUGGGGAAGAAAUCUUUUUUGAUGAGGAAGGGAGCCUGCCAACUGGAUACGAUAUCAUCAACUUGGUCACAUUCCCCAAUGACACCUUCCAGAAAGUCCAAACUGGAAGGAUGGAUCCCCUGGCUCGUGAAGGAAAAAGGUUCACCAUGAAUGCAAGUGCUACUGUAUGGAACCACAAGUUUAAAGAGAUGCAGCCCCGUUCCCGGUGUGUUGAGAGCUGCCAUCCUGGAUCCAGCAGGAUUGCCCAGCAGGGAAGACAAGUUUGUUGCUAUGAUUGUGCUCAGUGUCCUGCGGGGAGGAUUUCAACACAGAUCGAUGCAGACCAGUGUGAGAUGUGCCCAGAAGAUCAAUGUCCAAAUGAGAAACAGGAUCAAUGCAUCGCAAAAACGAUGACCUAUUUAUCCUAUGGAGAACCAUUGGGAGCGGUUUUGAUUUCUUUUGCUCUUUUGUUUUCCCUGAUCACCUUUGCUGUGAUUGGGAUCUUUGUUCAGCUCCGCAAAACUCCCAUUGUGAAAGCCAAUAACUGGAGCAUUACCUGUACGCUACUCUUAUCUCUGCUGCUUUGCUUUCUCUGCUCCUUCCUAUUCAUUGGUCAGCCUAGGAAGGUGUUCUGCCUCCUCAGACAAACCGUGUUUGGCAUCACCUUUACUGUUGCUCUUUCUUCUGUGUUGGCCAAAACCAUCACUGUUGUUCUGGCCUUCCUGGCCACCAAGCCGGGAAACAGGAUGAGGAGAUGGAUAGGGAAGAGGCUGGCAGUAUCAGUCAUCAUUCUCUGUUCACUUAUUCAAAUUGGCAUCUGUGCUGUGUGGCUGGCAAACACUCCCCCUUUCCCAGAGUUUGACAUGCACUCUCAGAUCAGUGAGAUCAUUGUGCAAUGCAAUGAAGGCUCAAACACCAUGUUCUACAUCAUCCUGGGCUACAUGGGUUUUCUGGCCAUCAUCAGCUUCACUGUGGCCUUCCAUGCUAGAAAGUUACCAGAUAGCUUUAAUGAAGCCAAGCUGAUCACCUUCAGCAUGCUGGUCUUCUGCACUGUUUGGAUUACUUUUGUCCCAAGCUACUUGAGCACCAAGGGGAAAUACAUGGUGGCAGUGGAGGUCUUCUCCAUCAUGGCCUCUAGUGGUGGACUGUUGAGUUGUAUCUUCCUCCCCAAAUGCUACAUUAUUAUUCUUAGACCUGAUCUGAACACCAGAGAGCAA
Messenger RNA from Hemicordylus capensis (graceful crag lizard), 1629 nucleotides. Its product is annotated as vomeronasal type-2 receptor 26-like. Lineage: Eukaryota; Metazoa; Chordata; Lepidosauria; Squamata; Cordylidae. The record is from RefSeq and is a predicted model, not a curated record. The annotation marks the transcript as partial. Gene Ontology annotation, cellular component: membrane. Gene Ontology annotation, biological process: G protein-coupled receptor signaling pathway. Gene Ontology annotation, molecular function: G protein-coupled receptor activity. The transcript has 5 exons.